This is a messenger RNA of Chionomys nivalis (European snow vole), 2128 nucleotides long. RefSeq names its product H1.2 linker histone, cluster member (gene H1-2). The coding region runs from base 29 to 667 and encodes 212 amino acids. The record is from RefSeq and is a predicted model, not a curated record. Lineage: Eukaryota; Metazoa; Chordata; Mammalia; Rodentia; Cricetidae. Gene Ontology annotation, molecular function: structural constituent of chromatin; nucleosomal DNA binding; double-stranded DNA binding. The transcript has a single exon. Gene Ontology annotation, cellular component: nucleosome; nucleus. Gene Ontology annotation, biological process: negative regulation of DNA recombination; chromosome condensation; nucleosome assembly.
ACUAGUUCCUGAAUUUUGGAUCCUCAUCAUGUCGGAGACCGCUCCAGCUGCCCCCGCUGCCGCUCCCCCUGCGGAGAAGGCGCCUGCCAAGAAGAAGGCUGCCAAGAAACCCGCAGGGGCUCGACGUAAGGCGUCCGGACCCCCGGUGUCCGAGCUCAUCACCAAGGCCGUGGCCGCCUCCAAGGAGCGCAGCGGCGUGUCCCUGGCCGCGCUCAAGAAGGCACUGGCGGCCGCCGGCUACGAUGUGGAGAAGAACAACAGCCGCAUCAAGCUGGGGCUCAAGAGCCUGGUGAGCAAGGGCACCCUGGUGCAGACCAAGGGCACCGGCGCCUCCGGCUCCUUCAAGCUCAACAAGAAGGCGGCUUCCGGCGAGUCCAAGCCCAAAGCCAAGAAGGCGGGCGCGGCCAAGGCUAAGAAGCCCGCGGGCGCAGCCAAGAAGCCCAAGAAGGCGACCGGUGCUGCCACACCCAAGAAAGCCGCCAAGAAGACCCCGAAGAAGGCGAAGAAGCCCGCGGCUGCUGCCGUGACCAAGAAAGUGGCCAAGAGUCCGAAGAAGGCUAAGGUUGCUAAGCCCAAGAAGGUCAAGAGUGCGUCCAAGGCUGUGAAACCGAAGGCUGCCAAGCCCAAGGUUGCUAAGCCCAAGAAGGUUGCAGCCAAGAAGAAGUAGGCUGUCUUCCUCUUAAACCCAAAAGGCUCUUUUCAGAGCCACCACUCCCACUUAAAGAGCUGUGACAUUUGUGUAAUAACUCCUUCCUCGCUUUCCGCAGAAGCAGGUUGCGUGGGAUGGAUCAGUCAGCGCUCCGGGGUGGGGUUCCCUGUCUCACCUAGGGUGAUGCUUGAGCUGUCGACUGGGCGGCCGACAAGAGCUGGUGCGCUCCCCAUGACUGCCAACAGCAAAGAGCACCCCUUGGCCCUAGCCAGCGUCUUGCUGUAGGUUGUUUGAAAGUUCCGCCCUGCUUGCGGGUUGGUUCUCUCCAGCUCAGGACUUUAGCCCUUAGUUUGAUUGGGCGCCAGUCGGUGUUGCGUUCUCUAGAAGCUUUAGCUUCUUGGAUGGAGAAACGCAUCCCGGACCCUUUCCCAGAGCGGUUUAUGGGCUCAGCGUCUCCUGGGAGUGUUUCCUGGCGCCGACGAAUGGACUUAGACAUUUAAGCGAUAGCGCUGCGGAAAGGACCCACCCGCCCAGUUAUGCCGGACCUGGGACCGAGGUUUCUCGUACUUUCGGUUUGUUUGCUACAGCAAGGGAGUGGUGGGUCGAACUGCGUCACAACCUUGGUCAGCCAUUUUUUUUUUUCUAAAAUGGCAAUAACUUGCUGAUUGUUUGACUUGUUUUGCCUUCUUUUGACACAGGGUCUCCUUUUUAGAUUGUUCUCGAACUGGCAUUGUACUUGAGUUGUAGAUAUUUGUCGACUAACGAUCGACCUCGCAUUACAUACUGAGGUUUCUUGCUAUGCCCUUUGCAGUCCAAAAUAUUUAAGUAUAAAUUACUGGCUAUCUGUUGACGAUGUAUUGGAAUGCGUCCAAUAAAAGCCUUUAGUUUUCAUUAUUGGGGAUUCUUUUCAUGCCUGCCGCCUUUUUCCUAGAUGGGGUGAUUGAGAUUCUCGUUUUUUAUCAAAUCGGAACAGAUUUUUGCUGAAGCUUAGAUCACUGCUGGUGUUUGCUACAAAAAUGGGUAGCAUGCCCUUUAGAGACCUACAACAGGCAUUUCCACAGUGGUGGAUCCUGUGUUUAUUUCACUGUCCAAGUUUAUUACCUGGGAAAGCCAGGAGAUGAAGAAAGGAAAAUAUAGUUUUCUCCCAGUGUUUUUGAGUCCUCAGUUUAAAUAAACAGCUUUUUUUAGUGCAAGGCAUAGUAAACAGAUCCUUCCUCCCUACCCCACACCCUCAGAACUGUCUGUGACCUCUCAAUUCUUCCCAGCUUUUGUUUCAUGUUUGCCAUAGGCUAAAUUCCUUGGCUUUUAGUCCCUCUGGUAGUCUCUAAGGUAGAAUUAUCGUCUUGAUUCAAUAUGGAGGGUACUUAACACAUAGCAAGGAUUCAAAUAUUGUUUGCUAAAUUGAUAUGUUAUAAUGACUUCAAUAGGGGAUGAGAAUCAAUUCCUUCCCACAGUCGUCCGUGUCCCGUCCCCCACCCC